AUGCAGCGUGCAGGGCCGCUGCGGCACCACAGCAUGGGGCUGGCGGGCGUGACAGGCGCCGCCGCCGCCGCAGCCGCGAAGCGCGGCGGCAAGGCGGGCAUUUCCAAGGCGGGCCAGAUUCUCAGCCGGCUGCAGGAGCGGCCGCUGCCGCAGAUAUCCCCAUCGCUGGCGGCGUUUCUGGGGGUGGGGGUGUUCUGCAGCGGCCUCCUGUACUUCUGGGCGCGCGGCAUGUCAGCGCGCCGCGUCAACCCGUACAGCUUCACGAUGAACUUCUCCAUCGCCUCCAAGGUCCACCUGGGGACGCCCCUGCGGAUGAAGGGCGUCCAGAUCGGACGGGUGACUGAGGUCAGCAUCGAGCCCACCCGGGUGGCGGUCAAAGCUGAGGUGUUUGACCACCGCAACGUGGUGCCGCGCGGCAGCCGCUUCGACAUCAACCAGCUGGGGCUGGUGCCAGAGGCGUUCCUGGACAUCGGCACGCCAGAGGGCUGCAGGGUGGCGGGCGCCGCGGGGCCGCACUCCAGCAAGUGCGAGCGCCAGGGGCUCAUCGUGUGCCACGGCUCUGAGGUGGACGGCAGCCAGGUGGGCGCAGGCUGCGGUGCUUUCUAG
Molecule: messenger RNA, 606 nt
Organism: Monoraphidium neglectum
Lineage: Eukaryota; Viridiplantae; Chlorophyta; Chlorophyceae; Sphaeropleales; Selenastraceae
Exons: 5
Coding region: 1-606 (201 amino acids)
Cellular component (GO): chloroplast inner membrane
Molecular function (GO): phospholipid binding; lipid carrier activity
Source: RefSeq, a predicted model, not a curated record